AUGCCUUGUACUUCUCUUUGUUUCCUUCUGCUUUGCUGCUAUGUUAUUAGCCCCUCACCUCAUUCUCUGUUGUUGUUUUUUUUCCUGUUUCUUCAACGCCACUCGAACAUGGGAAAGAAUGGGCUUUUACACUCUCACUUAUCUCCCCUCUUCACUCAGCUUAUUCGUUUAGCAACCCCUUCCGUUAUCCUUUUCCCUUUUAUCGGUCUGUAUGCACGCAUAAUUCUUUUUUUUUAUUGUUGGCUCGUAUAUGUGUUUACUUCUCUUUGUUUUUAUAUUAUUUUAUAUUAUACACAUAUAUACAUAUAUAUAUAUAUAUUUCCGCCUAGUCGGCUAGUGGGGAUGAAAAACAAAGCGGCAUCUCGUCGCGACGAAAAACUCAUCAAAGGGACUAAUAUCAUUGUUAAGAAUGUUUCCCUUAUUGACAAACAUAGGAACGAUCCUCAGGCACUGCUUCACUCCAUAGAAGCUGAUGACGCCGUUGAGUUGAGGUGGUGGAGAAACGCACUUCGCCCGGAAGCUAAUCUCAUUGAACCCGCUGUUGCGUACUUGCAGGGUAUUAAAGUUAUUCGACCUGCUACGAACUUUAAUACAUUUGACAUCAAAAAGGCUCGUCUUCGCCGAUUAGAAAAGCAGGAAAUUGAGAGAAAGAAAUGUCUUGAGAGGCGUAAAAGAGAUGUCGCUCCGACGGCUGCCAUGAAGGCAUCUGCCAAUCCGUACCGGGUCCCGCGUUCCGGUGGAUACAUAAAACAAAAGGACGACCGCAUCAUUCAGCGGGGUGAAAAGACCAAAAAAGCAGCCAAGAAAGAUAUCAAAGAGAGUGGUGGAAAGACUCAACGUCAUAAAAGUAACGGCGAGAAGGGGAAGUUGCAAAAGAUAGGCAAAGGUUUGUAA
Trypanosoma brucei brucei TREU927 is the source of this 894-nucleotide messenger RNA. RefSeq lists its product as hypothetical. The coding region runs from base 1 to 894 and encodes 297 amino acids. The transcript has a single exon. The record is from RefSeq and is a predicted model, not a curated record. Lineage: Eukaryota; Euglenozoa; Kinetoplastea; Trypanosomatida; Trypanosomatidae.